AUGGCACAAACCAUUCCUAACUCCGGCCACGAUGAUAUGAUUCACGAUGCCACUCUCGACUACUACGGCCGACGACUAGCAACAUGUUCGUCCGACAAGACGAUCAAGAUCUUUGAAGUCGAGGGCGAGUCCCACAGGCUUGUCGACACUUUGAAAGGACAUGAAGGUGCAGUAUGGUGUGUUGCUUGGGCGCAUCCGAAAUUCGGCACAAUCCUGGCGUCCUCGUCCUACGAUGGCAAGGUGUUGAUCUGGCGCGAGCAACCCUCCAGCGCAGCAACUAGCGGAAGCCCCUGGGCCAAAGUCUUUGAAUUUUCUCUCCAUACUGCGUCCGUCAAUAUUAUUUCGUGGGCUCCUCAUGAAAGCGGAUGUCUUCUUGCUUGUGCCUCGUCAGACGGCCAGGUCAGUGUACUCGAAUUCCGCGACAACAGCUGGACCCAUCAAAUGUUCCAUGCUCAUGGCAUGGGCGUCAACUCUGUGAGUUGGGCGCCAGCUGCAUCCCCUGGUAGCUUGAUCAGCGCAAACCCAGGGCCCGGUCAACAACGGAGAUUUGUCACUGGCGGCAGUGACAACUCGGUCAAGAUUUGGGACUAUAGCCAUGAAUCCAAAACAUACAACCCCGUACAGACUUUGGAAGGACAUUCGGAUUGGGUCCGAGAUGUUGCCUGGUCCCCGAGCAUUCUUUCCAAGUCAUACAUCGCCUCCGCCUCCCAAGACAAGACUGUUCGCAUCUGGACCUCGGACGCAUCGGCUCCCGGCCAGUGGUCGAGUACCGUUCUCGAAUUCGACACGGUUCUGUGGCGUGUCAGCUGGAGCUUGAGCGGUAACAUCCUGGCCGUCAGUGGUGGCGACAAUAAAGUCACACUCUGGAAGGAGAACCUCAAGGGCCAGUGGGAAAAGGUCAAGGAUAUUGAAGAAUAG
Molecule: messenger RNA, 918 nt
Organism: Talaromyces rugulosus
Lineage: Eukaryota; Fungi; Ascomycota; Eurotiomycetes; Eurotiales; Trichocomaceae
Exons: 6
Coding region: 1-918 (305 amino acids)
Biological process (GO): protein import into nucleus; COPII-coated vesicle budding; positive regulation of TOR signaling
Cellular component (GO): COPII vesicle coat; nuclear pore outer ring
Molecular function (GO): structural molecule activity; protein binding
Source: RefSeq, a predicted model, not a curated record